CGGGGAGACACCAGAGGAACACAGCCUUCGACCGCCUCGGGUUUGGUUAAAUCUUAGUUUUAUUGUUUGAUCAAUCAGUUUAUCGCCGCGUUGAUUUGAACUUUGUUUUCUUGUAUUUUGUGGGAAUGUUUGUUGGGGGUUUUUUGAUUUUGUUUUGGCGCGAUAAUCAGAUAAUUCGGUUCAGCCUCGUCCAGCAGCUCUGCACGCAUCCUGCACGUCCAUCGACUCCUGAAGAACCAUCAGACAAACGCGUUUCCUCUCUGCAAGUGUCCCAGAUGAUAUCACAUAGCAGAUCCCCGAACUCCUCUUCACAAAGGAGCAGACCCAGGAUCUGUGUGGUGGCUGACCGCCCCUCGGUGGGCACACAAAGCAAACCGACCCCCGCCGUGACUUUUAUCGGACGAUCAGCAGCUCACCUGUUUGUGCACAAUGAAGAUCGCGGUGGAAGGCUGUUGCCAUGGAGAGCUGGACAAGAUCUACGAGACAAUCGGCUACCUGGAGAAGAAGGAAGGGGUUAAAGUGGACCUGCUGCUCUGCUGUGGAGACUUCCAAGCAGUGCGAAACGAAGGCGACAUGAUGUGCAUGGCGGUACCAGCGAAGUACAGAUCGAUGCAGACCUUUUACAAAUAUUAUUCUGGAGAGAAGAAGGCUCCGGUCCUGACCAUCUUCAUCGGAGGGAACCACGAAGCCUCCAACCACCUGCAGGAGCUGCCGUACGGAGGCUGGGUGGCUCCCAACAUUUAUUAUCUGGGUUAUGCUGGUGUUAUUCGCUACAAAGGGAUUAGAAUUGGCGGUUUAUCAGGGAUCUUCAAGUCACGGGACUACAGGAAGGGUCACCAUGAAUUCCCUCCAUACAAUCCGGAUACGCUUCGAAGUGUUUACCACAUCCGAAAUAUUGAGGUUUUCAAACUAAAACAGAUCCAGAUGCCCAUUGACAUUUUCAUGAGCCAUGACUGGCCUCGUGGAAUCUACCACUACGGGAGCACGGGGGAAUUGUUGCGGAAGAAGAAGUUUCUGCGUCAGGAGGUGGAGUCCAACACUCUGGGAAGUCCUGCGGCUGAGGAGCUGCUCGCUCACCUGCAGCCCAGCUUCUGGUUCUCUGCACAUCUACACGUGAAAUUUGCUGCCGUUAAACAGCAUCCGCCUAAAGGUAAUGCUGCCCCACGUGUGACCAAAUUCCUGUCCCUGGAUAAAUGUCUGCCCUACAGGGAGUUCUUACAGGUUGUUGAUGUUCCAGAGAGACCGGGUUCAUCUGAGGGUCUUGAGUACGAUCCGGAGUGGCUCGCUAUCCUGAAGGCCACCAACGGUCUGCAGAGGACCACCCCGCACCCCUGGAACCCCCCAGAGAAUAACGGCCUGCACGAAAGGUGGGACUUCAGACCCUCAGAAGCAGCUAUGAUGCAGGUGGUGGAGGAUCUCAACGGCGAGCUCGCCAUUCCAGACAACUUCAGCCAGACUGUGCCGCCCUACGACCCCAACAAGCCUCAGCCGCACGCCACUCCCAGCUGUAACACCAACCCGCAGACCACCGAGCUCUGCGCCACGUUGGGUCUCACCGACCUCUACGCUCACGUCGGGCAGGGAGGCGACGCGUUGGGGAGAGUUCAGGGCGGCGAUGGAGGAGAGGAGGACGACGAUGGACGCAGCGUAGGAAGUGCGGACGAGCCCAGCGAGUACCCGACCGACACCUCUGGAUUGUCGAGUUCGUUUAACCCCGAUGAGAUCACAAUCGAGGACGAGUGGGAGGAAGAGGAGGGAGAGGAGGAGGGAAACUCAGAGGCAGCAGAAAAAGGAGACCAGCCUCCUGGAGGUGAAGUCCGCACCCCCAGCCGCAUGGUUCUCCCCGCUCCCAAAUCUGACGCCUCCCCGAAUCUGCUGUCCAACCUCAUGAGCCUGCCGCCUCCCUCCCACUCCACGCCAGCUGUCGCUCGCACGCACGCUGGAGCGGAGAAGGAAGAACGCUGUGAGGACGAGGAUGAAGACGCCUCAGCUGUACGAAUCCUAAAACGCACCAGCAAUGAGACCGAGGCCCCCGGCAGCAGGGGCCCGACUCCGCGGAUCAAACGCAGGAACCAGGUCAUCUACACGGCGGUGGACGAUGACGAGAGCGAAGGUUAGAGGUCAGGGUGAGAUCAGGCAGGUGAGGACUCGCUCUACAUCUGUCACACUUUUUAAGUUGACGAUUUGUAAAAUUUAUUGUUAAUUUUUGAGUUUUAAAGAGCUUCUGACGUGACAGAAGCAGAGUUACGGCUUUGUUUAAAACGCCCUGAAAGCAGACUGAACACAACGAAAGAGGGUUAGUUUCUGGAUUCAGUUUCUCUUCGUUCAGAUAUGAUUUUUAUAUAUUUUAAUCAAACCAGGAGAAAUUUUAGGAAGCAGAUUUUGUGUUAUUUUUCUACAUGUAAUUUCAAGACAACAGCAAGGAGAAAAGCGACUUGUUUUUUAAAUGAAUUAAAGGCAUCAAACACUACUGUACAGCCAUUUGGUAAAAGGAACAAAUAAAAUCGGCUGCUAAUGUCUAUUCAAGAUUUUUACACUUUUUCAAUUUUAAAAUUCCAAAUUUUUUGUCUAAAUUUCCAGACUCUCAACAGAUUUUUCAGACCAUAUUUGGCAUGAGUUCAAAUGGCUAAAUCUCAACUAUUAAAAUAAAUCCAACUGUUUUGUUACAUUCUGACUAUGUAUGUUAUUAUUAGGGCUAUGCAAAUUAAAAAAUAACUUUUGGGAUUAUUUUGACAAAUAUUGAGAUAUGAGUUGUGAUUUUUGUGGGAAUGAUAAUUUUUCACACUUCAUUUUAAUUUAAAAAAAUGAGAUUUUUGCUGGGGUCUCUACUAGGGUUGCAAAUCAUAAGCACUUUCCUUAAUCAGUUAUUGUUAAAAUUAACAAUUGAGUAUUUGCCAGUUUGGGGGAAAAAAUCUGCUCAUUUUUGCUCAAUCAGAGCUCAGAGUAACACUUUGAUUAUACUUUUGACAGCACUGCAAAGCCUGCCAAUUAAUCGAUUAAAUUUCUCAUGUUCAGUUAAAUGUUAAUUUUUAUUAUCCCUAAUUGCAUGCAAUUUUUCUAGCUCGCUCUGCCCCAGACUUUUUCAUGCAGCGUAACUAUUUUAGCUGCGAUGGCUGUCCCCCCAAAACGUCAUGAAAACAAUCUGCUUGUAUGAUCAAUUUAUUUUUAGAAGUUCUGAUUUUUAUGUCUUAGAAAACAGAAUAGUGUCUGGAAACCCAAAUAUUUUUCUUUAUUAUUAUUUAUUAUUUUCCAUGCUCUUUUUCUCAUAUUUAUCCAGACCAGUAAAAUCAAGUUGUUCUUUUUUUUUUUUAAUCGAGGCGAGUGAAAGAAAAGCAGUCAUCAUUCUGCACUCAAAGCGCCAUUCACAGCUUUAUUGAACACUUUACAUACUCAAGGUGCUGAUGGAAAAAAAAUCAAGUUUUAAUUGCACAGAACACUGAACCUACUUGUGAUCACUGAAGGAUGAUAAAGUGAAUGCUGUCCGAUGCUGUUCGAUGUGUUUAAUGUGUCGUGGGAGGAACAAACCAUUUCAGCUUUAUUUGAUUUGAAAAUAGCCUCAUUCUUCAAAUGCUCAUCUGAUUUUGAGAUCCUUAAUUAGUUCACCGUAUUUUGAUCAAAAUGCAUUUCGAACAAGCCUCAGUGUGAAUCCAAAACAAUGAAGCGCAACGCAAGAUUUUUCCUUCACACAAAUAUUUGUUUAAAUCAGAUUUAUCACACUGAUUAGAGUCCCUUUUUUUGUUUUGUUUUUUUUUAGCCACGAUCCAUUCCAGGUUCACAAGUGUGCUCUGCUAAAAUCAACAUACACUUUCAUUUAAAAUUAAGACAAUAAUAUAUAACAUACAGUGUAUUCAACAAGAUCUCUUUACAUCCAUACAAAGAGCCAAUACAGUAUCGCCUGAUGACGGGGUGCCGAGUUAUUGGUUUAUCGUACAAGCCGAUGUCGGGGAGAUGAGAUUUCUGCACUUUGCCUACGAAGCAGCAAGCACACACGUAUAGAAAGCCUCAAACAUGAUUCACGG
This is a messenger RNA of Plectropomus leopardus (leopard coralgrouper), 4019 nucleotides long. It is a transcript of the gene dbr1, whose product is annotated as debranching RNA lariats 1. Gene Ontology annotation, molecular function: RNA lariat debranching enzyme activity. Gene Ontology annotation, biological process: mRNA splicing, via spliceosome. NCBI's taxonomy places the organism in Eukaryota, Metazoa, Chordata, Actinopteri, Perciformes, Serranidae. Gene Ontology annotation, cellular component: nucleus. The record is from RefSeq and is a predicted model, not a curated record.